Messenger RNA from Ceratina calcarata, 6868 nucleotides. RefSeq names its product transcription elongation factor SPT6. Gene Ontology annotation, molecular function: nucleosome binding; histone binding; DNA binding. Gene Ontology annotation, cellular component: transcription elongation factor complex. The record is from RefSeq and is a predicted model, not a curated record. Bases 747 to 5939 code for a protein of 1730 amino acids. Gene Ontology annotation, biological process: nucleosome organization; transcription elongation-coupled chromatin remodeling; transcription elongation by RNA polymerase II. NCBI's taxonomy places the organism in Eukaryota, Metazoa, Arthropoda, Insecta, Hymenoptera, Apidae. The transcript has 4 exons.
AGACAUCUUUUAAACUCUCCAUGAUCGUAUUUGACUAUGACGUCAGCGAUUUUUUAUGAUACAAAAUCAUUUUCAGCGGGAACGGGAAUACAUUUGUCAAAUUAUAAUUACUAUCCCGAUUCUACAUUCUAUUUAAUAAUAAGUUAAUCCGUAACAUAUCUCCCUCAACAAUUUGUAUGCGUCUAACGUUAAAAAAUGUCGCGAAAAACUCGUAUUAUGUGCAAUAUUUUAUAUCAUUUGAUAAAUAAUGUAUUAAUAUUUUGUAGAACAAAUGUAUGCUUUAAAAUGGUUUGUAAAUGGUUGUGGUAAAUUGGUUGGGAGAAAUAGCUGCCGUUAGCUGAUUGGUAGACCGGCAUUAAUGGGACCGCUAUGUGCGGCCAAGUUUACAGUCUACUCUAGUGUAUUAUAUAGGAGUCUUGUAACUUUUUUUAAUAACAUUGUCUUCGACGAAACUUGUUUUAAAUUAAAAAAUGUUAAUUUUCUCUCAAUGGACGCAGCCCAUAUAAUUAUGAUCAUGAUCACAAUUAUAUUUUAUCGAAAAUUCUACAUGUACUGAUGCUGAAAUGGUCGCGCAUGCGCGAAAGAACCCGGACACUGCCGGACACUCAGGCUGGCUGACAAUGCUUGAUAGUCAAAGCUCGGAGUGUUACACGAAAACGACUGACAUCGCUUCUUUGCAUCCAUCUGUGAUCAUUUCAGUUUAUAUUUCUAUAUAUUUUGCCGGAAGAGUUAGAAACUAACAAGAAAUGGCAGAUUACUUGGAUGCUGAAGCAGAAGAGAGUGAGGAGGAGGAGGAACUCGAUAUUAACGAAAGGAGGAAACUCAAGAAAUUAAAAGCUAUGGAAGAGAGCGACGACGAAGAUGAUGAAGAAGACGAGGGAGAAGUGCCAGGACUUAUUAAUGACAAUCCUGAAGAAGACAGCGAUGGAUCUGAGGAUUCUAGGAAACGGAAAAAGAGUGAUGACGAAUUCGAUGACCGUUUAGAGGAUGAAGAUUAUGAUCUGCUCGAAGAGAAUUUAGGUGUAAAAGUCGAAAGGAAGCAUCGUUUUAAACGGUUACGUAGAAUACAGGAUGAGGAGUCAGAAGGAGAAGAAGAAAGAGUGGUAGACGAUGAGAGAGAUGCUAUCGCCAAUGAACUGUUUCAAGGCUCUGGUGACGAAGACGAAGAAAGGAGCGAAAUCAGUCCUAGGGGUGAGACCGAACCAUUCGACGAAGAGGACAGUGAAGACGAUGAUGAUUUCAUCGUGGAUGGAGACGGAAUACCUAUAACUGAAAAGCGGAAGAAGAAAAAACCUAUUUAUUCGGAUGCUGCUUUACAAGAAGCUCAGGAUAUCUUCGGCAUCGACUUUGAUUACGAGGAAUUCGGGAAGUACGGGCAGGACGAGUUCGAAGAAGAAGAGGAAGAGGAGGAGGAUGAGUAUCUUCAUGACGAGGUGGAGGAUCGACCGAGGCGAUCGAAGAAGCAUUUGAAGAAGAAGAGCACGAAGAAAACCAUAUUCGAAGUGUAUGAACCGAGCGAACUUAUACGCGGGCAUUUUACCGACGUCGACAACGAAAUUCGUACUACGGACAUUCCUGAACGAAUGCAACUUCGAACCGUUCCCAUUACGCCGACAGUGGAGGGUUCAGACGAAUUAGAUCUCGAAGCGGAAUGGAUCUAUAAACAAGCGUUCUGUCAGCCAACGAUCUCAGUGCAAGAUGCUCAUUUGAACGAGGAGGCCAAAGAGAGAGCUAAAAAGGGGCCGCAGACCGUGGGGAAGAUUAAGAAAUCUUUGGACUUCAUGCGAAAUCAAAACUUCGAAGUUCCAUUCAUCUCGUUUUACAGGAAGGAAUACGUACUACCAGAAUUGAACAUCAACGACCUAUGGAAGAUUUAUAAAUUCGAUGCGAAAUGGUGUCAACUUAAGCAGAGGAAAGAGAAUUUGCUGAAGCUGUUUGAAAAGAUGCGAGACUUCCAGUUGGACGAGAUCAUGAAAAAUCCUGAUGCUCCAUUACCCGAGAACGUACGAAUCAUCAAAGAGGAUGAUAUCGAUCGGCUUAGGAACGCUCAGAGUUUCGAAGAACUGAAUGAUAUUUAUCGGCAUUUCAUGUUAUAUUACAAUCAAGAUGUACCACUGAUGCAAGAGAGCUUGCGUAAAAAGGAAAAAGAAGAGCGAAAAAAAGCUAGGAUGGAAAAAAGGAGACAAGCAAUCGCAGAAGCGGAAGAGAACGGGCUAGAUCCUCCCGAAGAAGUUCCUGAAGUCGAGGAGAAAGAGGAGGAAGUAGAUGAGACGUUGAAGCAGCCGAUCAGGAAGGGCCCUUAUUACAUCUGUAAAAAGGCUGGUUUAGAGAGUCUAGCUAAAAAGUUCGGUCUCUCCCCGGAACAGUUCGCUGAAAAUCUUCGAGACAAUUAUCAGCGUCACGAGGUAGAUCAAGAACCGGCAGAACCCACGGUAGCAGCGAACGAUUAUAUCUCUACGGUCUUUCAAACGAGUGAAGAAGUGUUGAAAGCGGCACAAUUAAUGGUCGCGAUUCAAUUAGCGCACGAACCAUUAGUACGGAGAUGCGUACGGGAAAUGUACAUGGAAAGAGGAAAGAUAUCUGUGAUACCGACUAAAAAGGGGAUCAAGGAGAUAGAUGAAAAUCAUGCGAUCAAUGGAAUGAAAUAUCUCAAAGAUAAACCAGUACGGGAUCUCGUGGGCGAUCAGUUUUUAAAAUUAUUUAUAGCAGAACAAGAUAAAUUGAUUAACAUCUCGUUCAGCGACACGAUAGAAGGAAACACUACCCUUAAUUAUAUCGACGAGUCGAAACAACUGUACUACAGGGAUGAAUUUAGUAAGAGCGUGCAGGACUGGAACGCAUUAAGAACUGGCAGCGUCGAGAUAGCGUUGAGUCGUGUCGUCAUACCGCAGCUGAAAAAAGAAUUGCGAUCGACUCUUCUAACGGAGGCAAAGCAGUGCGUAAUGACAGCUUGUUGUCGGAAAAUGUACAAUUGGAUAAAAAUCGCACCGUAUUCGUAUCAGUUCCCUGAAGAAGACGACGAAGAUUGGAAUACCAGUAAAGGAACUCGCGUAAUGGGUCUGGCUUACGUGCCCGAUCCGUCUCAAUCGGCUUUCACUUGCGUCAUUUCUCCGGAGGGAGAGUGCACCGAUCACCUGCGAUUACCACAUUUGUUGAAACGCAAGAACAGCUACAGAGAGAACGAGAAGGCGUUGAAGGAGGCUGAUUUGUUAGCAAUUAAAAAUUUUAUUGCCACGAGGAAGCCGCACGUUAUAGUAGUAAGCGGCGAAUCUAGAGAAGCGAUGAUGAUAGUGGCAGACAUAAAGGAAUGCUUGUCCAGUCUCGCAGACGAGGAACAGUUUCCUGCGAUUCAAGUAGAAAUAUGCGACAACGAAUUCGCUAAAGUUUAUGCGAACAGCAACAGAGGUAUAGCCGAGUUCAGGGAUUACCCAGAUUUAUUGAGACAAGCUAUAUCCCUAGCUAGAAGAUUGCAAGAUCCGUUGUUAGAAUUCUCGCAGUUGUGUACGAUAGACGAGGAAAUUCUGUGCCUUAAAUACCAUCCUUUACAAGAUCAACUUCCUAAAGAUGAUCUUAUAGAGAACCUAUAUUUAGAAUUUAUAAAUCGCAUAAACGAGGUGGGAGUAGAUUUAAACAGAGCGGUACAGCAGCCUUAUACAGCAAACUUAGUACAAUUUGUAUGUGGGUUGGGUCCUCGGAAAGGACAGGCGUUGAUCAAAAUUCUGAAGCAAACUAAUCAGAGGCUGGAGAACAGGACGCAACUUAUAACGGCGUGUCACAUGGGACCGAAGGUGUUCGUCAAUUGCGCUGGUUUCAUCAAGAUAGACACGAACAGUUUAGGAGACAGUACAGAGGCGUACGUAGAAGUUCUGGAUGGUUCGCGCGUACAUCCGGAGACUUACGAGUGGGCCAGAAAAAUGGCAGUGGAUGCUUUAGAGUACGACGACGAGGACGCAAAUCCGGCGGGGGCUCUGGAAGAAAUUCUCGAAUCGCCAGAGAGAUUGAAGGAUCUGGAUUUGGACGCGUUCGCGGAGGAGCUCGAAAGGCAGGGUUUCGGCAACAAGUGCAUUACUCUUUAUGAUAUAAGAGCUGAACUGAAUUGUAGAUACAAAGAUCUCCGGCUUCCUUAUGAACCAUUAAGUCCUGAGAAAUUAUUUGAUAUUUUGACGAAGGAAACACCGGAGACUUUCUACGUAGGUAAAUUAGUUUUGGCAACGGUCAUAGGGAUAUCUCAUAAGAAGCCACAAGGAGAACAAUUGGAACAGGCGAAUCCUGUUCGCAACGAUGAGACGGGAUUAUGGCAAUGUCCUUUCUGUUUGAAGAACGAUUUCCCCGAAUUAUCCGAAGUGUGGAAUCACUUCGACACUGACGCGUGCCCGGGAAAAGCGACGGGCGUUCGUCUAAGAUUAGACAACGGGAUAUCUGGUUACAUUCACGUAAAAAAUUUAUCCGACAAACACGUGGCCAAUCCCGAAGAGAGAGUUCGCGUAGGCCAAGUGAUUCACUGUCGUAUAACAAAAAUCGAGGUUGACCGGUUCAGCGUCGAGUGCACUAGUAAAACUAGUGAUCUGUUGGACGAGAAUCACGAGUGGCGACCGCAACGAGAUGUUCAUUAUGACACGGAGGCCGAAGAGAAAGAUCUGAAAACGGAGGAGGAGACGAAGAAGGUGCAACAGAGGCGAACUUAUGUGAAACGCGUUAUAAUUCAUCCUAGUUUCCAUAACGUGAGCUUCGCAGAGGCCGAGAAAUUAAUGCAAAACGUGAAACAAGGGGAAGCAAUAAUUCGGCCUAGCAGCAAAGGAUCCGAUCAUUUAACGGUAACGUGGAAAGUGACGGACAACAUUUAUCAGCACAUCGACAUAAGGGAAGAAGGCAAAGAGAACACCUUCUCUUUGGGUCGGAGUUUGUGGAUCGGCAGCGAGGAAUUUGAAGAUCUGGACGAGAUAAUCGCGAGACACAUCAACCCGAUGUCGGCGUACGCUUCGGAGCUCUUAGACUUUAAAUAUUACAAACUAAAUGUAGAAGGUGUCAAAGAAAAAGCGGAGGAAAUACUGAAGGAGCAGAAGAAACAGAAUCCAGGUGGGAUACCGUACAUCGUGUCCGCGGCUAAGAAUUAUCCAGGCAAAUUUCUACUCUCUUAUUUACCGCGUACUCGUUGCCGUCACGAGUACGUUACCGUAACGCCGGAGGGAUUUCGAUUCAGGAGUCAAAUGUUCAGCAAAGUGAACGAGCUGUUCCGAUGGUUUAAAGAACAUUUCAGAGAUCCUGUACCGGGACAAUCGACGCCUGGAACUCCGCACGGAGUAAUGACGUCCAGAACACCGUAUAACGGCACGCCAGGAGUCAACGGUGUAAAUUCAGACGCGAUACAGAGAGUGGCGCAGACGAUGCCGCACCACAUGUUGCAUUCCCUCUCGAAGGUAGCGAGUCAAACUCCGCACCAUUAUCCACCGUAUACACCAGGCGCGGCCAGUGUCACUAAUUACGGAAUGUACGGAAGUACGCCGUACACGCCUUCCGGUCAAACACCGUUUAUGACCCCUUACCACACGCCUCAUCACCCGCAAACGCCCAGCCACGCUCAGGGACCAUUUCUACAACCGAUACCUCCAGCGGUCAAUCCGAUCGCUCACAGAACCGCGAGAUCUCACAGAUCUGUCUCGAACAAUACCGACGCAACGAAUUGGUCGAAAGCCGCGGAAGCUUGGGCUCGAGCGAAGCAGUCGACUUCGAAAGAAUUUAACACCACUCCGAGAUACGACGACGCCAGGAAGACGCCGCGGGGUCAAGAUGUUCAAAGCGAAAGAGUGCCUCCUCGUAGUAGAACUCCAUCUGUUCGGACGCCGUCUUACAAAUCUCCCAGGGGGACUCCAUUCACGAAUUCUAGUCCUCGAAGUAUGUCUAUGAGCGGAGACGGCACUCCUCUAUACGAUGAAAGUUGAGGCAACAACGCUUUUUACAUUUAGCUAGGACAAUUCGAAUGUAAACGAACACAGGAAGCAAUAAAAUGUAUCUAACUCAAUCUUAUGACCGCGCGGAUCCUAAGACUGAGUUCAUACAUACAUUUUAUACUUCAGUGUAAUUUAUGUAUAAACGCAUAUUCCCUACGGUUUUUCAUCACGUGUAUGUAAACGUUUGAGAUGAUAUUCUACCUCAGAGAAAUUGCACCAUCAAACAAGCUCAAAAUACCAUAUUACCGUUUAUUUCUCGUAAGUCAUGACACUCAAGAGCAAACUACUGCCCUAAUUAAUAAAACAUGUGCAUAAGUGUUAUUUGUACAAGGAUCUAUUUGAUACUAAUUGUAUAUUUUAAUAUGAGAGACUAGUAAUAAUUAAAUGUAUACUAAGUAAAGUGUCUUUCUUUCCACGAUCGUUUCCGACAUUUUUAUUUACAGACGUAUUAUACUCACUGAUUUGUAUUCAUUGAAAAUUAAUGAAAAUAAGUAUAAUCGCGUUUAGCUAAAAUCCUGACGGACAUAUGACGUAUUCUUGUAAAAUCAUGGAGACCAGUUAUAACAAGUCGACCAUAUUCGGAUUCGGUUUUUUAUGUUCUCGUGGUCGCACAACGGUUACAACUUCCCACACGUUUUAGUACGUACGUUGCUAGGGACGCAGACAUAUGAUUCAUCCAGAAUGGAUGUUUCUUUUUUGAAUCGCGAUCAGUUGAAUGAAAACGUACACGCAGGUUUUACAACAGUAUGGAAAUUGCGCGAAUCACGAAAACUAAGAGGUGUAAAGUAAAUCCUCGUAAAGGAUUUAUAACAUUAAUCACGUAAAUGCUUCAUGUUUAAAUGAGGCUAAGAUACCUUGUUAAAGCUAAUGUACAUCGAAUAAAUAUAACUGAAUAAACAAGUGCUACAUCGAUUCACGAA